Molecule: messenger RNA, 1990 nt
Organism: Amoebophrya sp. A120
Lineage: Eukaryota; Dinophyceae; Syndiniales; Amoebophryaceae
Source: the annotation of a GenBank genome assembly
AGGACCUUCUGCCGUUCCCACUUCCAUGCCAGCGCCAAUGUGUAGAAGACGAGGCCGCUUGCAUUUAUCCCGACGAAGAGCUCUUUAGCAUCGAGUCUGCGAAAGGUGAAAAUUCAAACGGAUCUUGCUACUGGAUCAGUUUCGCGGUUUUGGUCGUUCCUCAAGAUCCGGAUCAUCCUUUUUUGAGGUCAGUACAAUAGAUGUAUAGCGGUAUUUCGAUUUUUUUCCCGAUUUCGAUCCAUAGAGAUGUGUUUCGUGUUUACUCAUAUGUUUUUGGUUUUCUUUGAUGCCUUUUUUUUUGCCUACAACCAGCAGGAAAGUUUAUCGAAGAUAUCAACUUUUAGGAAGAAGCCACCAAAUUUUUUGUUCGUAAAUCCUUGUGCGCACACUGCGUGUUAGUACACUUACAAACUUAUUUAUCGAUGACGCCACUGUCAUUUUUCCCGACCGCCUCUUCUUAGAACAGCACAAGGAAAGCUCAAGUGAGCAAUUUUUGAGAGUUUGUUAUUUCACGAGUACAUACAUCAUAGUUUUUCCCACUCGUGGACCACCAGCAGAGACCGUGAUAAAGGAAAGGUCAGUUAUCCCCCUGCAAGAUGGCGCCUCGACGCAAGAAAGUCAAAAUUGAACAGCUUCCGGAGGACGACGCCGGGGCAGAAAAGGCAGCCCCUGUUGCGGUGAAAAUGGAACAGCAGCUACUUCCGGAAGAAGACCUUCCCGUGAAGGUGAAAAAUGGGCCUAAAAAUGCGGAAGAAGCUGGCGCAGCCGGGGAGAGCCAUGGCAAUGGUACUAAGCAUUUUUUACGAGUCCUCUAUAAGAGAAGUGUCGUGGUCAUGUCCGGCUGUUGUAUUCAUGGCGCUAAAAUUGUUCUGAUCGUUCAUGCUUCGAGAUCUGCCACGUCCUGCUUGUGCUUUCGCGCAAAAAAAUAUAACGACGGCGGGUGAGCUUCUUUUGUUGUGCAAGGCAACUUUCACUCAUGAUUGUUCGGAAACAAGAAGUGAAAAUAUACAAUCAAUCAAUCUACUCACUUCAUCUCAUUUGCAGGUGCUGCUGCCGCCGGAGGUGGUCCUGUUUAUGAUCAGCUGGACGCGGAGCUAGAUGCGUUGUUUAAAGAGGACAAGGACGAGCAUGAAAAUAAGCUCGUGGAGCUGCCAGAUGUACAACUUCUUGCAGGUGCCGCCGCCGCCGCCGCGUUUGGGGAUGAACUACAACAACCCGAAGAGCAGGCCCCCGCAGAAAAUGAAAACAAGGUUGUGGAGCUGGGUAAUGGCAAACGAGCCUCGUUUUCGCAGUACAAAAACCGGGUGUUCAUCAACGUGCGCGAGUACUACCUGGAUAGCAGCACCGGGGAAAUGAAACCGGGUAGGAAGGGACUCACCCUGAACAAACGGGACUUUGAGAAGCUGAUGGAGUUCUUUCCGGAUAUCGACGACUGGCUCGAAACCAACGAGACCGCUGGGAAAUUCCGCGAGCUCGGGGGCGCCAAGCGCGUUACCUACAACAUCUUCAAGGGCAACAAGCUCGUCGAUCUACGGGAGUUCUACGACGGCACCGACAAGGCCGGGGAACACGAGAAAAGACCGGGAAAAAAGGGCAUUUCGCUGAACCGCGCCUGCUACAACAAACUGAAGGAAAACGCGGACCUGAUCUUUUCUUGGCUGUGAAUUUUUUUUGACCCACGCAGCCACCGGUAGUAAGUACCACUUGACUACUUCUGAUGUGCGGAGAUUUACGUACGCUUAUCUGAUUUCUACUAACAGAGUGCUGCUAAGUAGAUGAACUAGAAGUAGACAUUGAUUUGAAGUAAACAUAGUGAACCACCAAAAGAGCUAUCGCUUUCGGUUUUCUGCUCACGACGGAAUGAAAAUAUACAUGUGAAUCAAGAAAAAAUAUCCGCUUCGCCGCGGCUUUAACACGACAAAAUAAACUGAAUUUCCCUGACUUAAUUGUGUGGCUAUAAUAAUUGUGAAGGAAUUACCACUGUUCAGAU